Messenger RNA from Raphanus sativus (radish), 1448 nucleotides. Its product is annotated as heat stress transcription factor A-8. Bases 165 to 1289 code for a protein of 374 amino acids. Gene Ontology annotation, biological process: regulation of transcription by RNA polymerase II. The transcript is spliced from 2 exons. Gene Ontology annotation, molecular function: RNA polymerase II cis-regulatory region sequence-specific DNA binding; DNA-binding transcription factor activity. Gene Ontology annotation, cellular component: nucleus. NCBI's taxonomy places the organism in Eukaryota, Viridiplantae, Streptophyta, Magnoliopsida, Brassicales, Brassicaceae. The record is from RefSeq and is a predicted model, not a curated record.
GGCGACGAAUCGUCUCUUCUUUGCAAUUUUCUUUUGAUUGUGAGAGAGAGAGAGAGAGAGAGAGCGAUCCUUUGCCCUGCGUACAAGUCGACGCAUCCCCAAAAGUCUCUUCCUUUUUCUUUAAUUCAAAAUUCAAAAACUUUAUCGGAGACUCGAGAGAGGUUAUGGUGAAGUCAUCGGAGGGUGUUUCGUCUUCGUCAGUGGCGCCGUUCCUGAGGAAAUGCUACGAGAUGGUCGACGACUCUUCCACUGAUUCCAUCAUCUCGUGGAGUGCUAAUGGAGACGACAACAGCUUCGUUAUCUCGGACACGACCCUCUUCUCUGCUCAGCUCUUGCCUAAAUACUUUAAACACAGCAAUCUCUCUAGCUUCGUCCGUCAGCUCAACAUCUACGGUUUUAGAAAAGUUGAUGCGGAUCAUUAUGAGUUUGCGCAUGAUUGGUUUGUCAGAGGUCGAAAGGACUUGCUAAAGAAUGUUAUCCGGAGGAAGAAUGUUCAGAGUAGUAGUGAUCAUCAGAGCAAAAGCGUUUCCAGAAAACAGGAAAGUACAAGUGAAACUUGUCAGGAAGUUUAUCCUGAGCUGUGGAAAGAAGUUGAUAUCUUAAAAGGGGAUAAGAAGGCAUUGGCGCAGGAGCUUGUCAAAGUUAGGCAGUACCAGGAGGUUACUGACACGAAGAUGCUUCACUUGGAAGACAGAGUUCAAGGAAUGGAAGAGAGUCAGCAAGAGAUGUUGUCGUUUCUGGUGAUGGUUAUGCAGAAUCCAAGUCUGUUGGUUCAGUUACUUCAACCAAAGGAGAAGAAUUGGAGGAAAGGUGAAGGAGGAGGAGGAGGAGCAACGAUUCUGGAAGAAGUUACAGAGGAAGGAGAAUCAAACUCUAAUGGUCUUCCUGUAGUAACAUACCAGCAGAGACCAUCAGAGGGAACAGCAAAGUCAAGCUCGAGUGACUUGAAUGAUUUUUUGAGAAACGCGGAUAUGUUGAAGUUCUGCUUGGAUGAGAAUCAUGUGCCCUUGAUCAUACCUGAUCUGUAUGAUGAUGGAGCAUGGGAAAAGCUUUUGUUGUUGAGCCCUUCAAAGAAGAAGAAGAAUAUGAAGAAAGGUAAGGAUGAUGGGACAUUGGAGGAGGAGGAGGAGUGUGAGCCGAUGGAGUUAGACAAGAGCGGUACGUUGAAGCUGAUACAAGAGGAAAUGGAGAGAGCAGAUGAGUUUGAUUUUGGACAGCUUACUCCAGAGAGGUCUAGGAAUCUUGAGAUUCUAACACAGCAGAUAGCAUUGAUGGCUUCAAAUGAAUAGAAAGAGAAAAUGAUGAGUUUUUGAACAUAUCAAAACUUUUGUUAGGUAGUGAAAACAUUAUAAGUAGGCUCUGGAGUAUUAUUUUUGACCAGAGCUAUUCUUAAAGAUAUGCUUUAGGAGUUUAGGGUCUUGCUAAAGAAAACCUGGACUUUCUAUCUA